AUGGCGACGGCGGCGACAUCUCCGGCCACCGCGCCCUCCUCCUUCCCCUCCACCGCCCGAAAGUCCACCCUCACGACCCUCCGCGUCUCUAGGAAGCUCAAACUCGCCCCCGCCGCGCUCUCGUCCGACCCGUCCCCGGCCUUCCGGUCCGUCACGGCGUUCGCGCCGGCCACGGUGGCCAACCUCGGCCCGGGCUUCGACUUCCUCGGCUGCGCGGUCGCCGACGCGUCCCUCUCCCUCGGUGACACUAUCACCGCCACCCUCGACCCCGCCCUGCCGCCCGGCACCGUCGCCAUUUCCGCCGUCACCUCCCCCGCCCGCCCGGACCUCGCCGCCCGCCUCUCCCGCGACCCUCUCCGUAACUGCGCGGGCAUCGCCGCCGUCGCCACGCUCCGUGCCCUCGGCGUUCGCUCCCACGCCGUCUCCCUCGAGCUCGCCAAGGGCCUGCCCCUCGGCUCGGGCCUCGGCUCCUCCGCUGCCUCCGCCGCCGCUGCCGUCAAGGCCGUCGAUGCGCUCUUCGGCUCCCUGCUCUCGCCCCACGAACUCGUCCUCGCCGGACUCGAGUCCGAGAAGGCCGUCAGCGGCUUCCACGCCGACAACAUCGCCCCGGCCAUCCUCGGCGGCUUCGUGCUCGUCCAAAGCUACGACCCGUUCAAGCUCGUCCAGCUUCCCUGCCCGCCUGCCCUCCGACUCUGCUUCGUCCUCGUCACGCCGGACUUCGAGGCGCCCACUUCCAAGAUGCGCGCCGCGCUGCCCAGGCACGUCGACAUGGGCCAGCACGUCCGCAACGCCAGCCAGGCCGCCGCGCUCGUCGCCUCCGUGCUGCUGGGCGACGCUGCCGGCAUUGGCUCCGCCAUGUCGUCAGACGGCAUUGUUGAGCCCACCAGGGCGCCACUCAUACCCGGCAUGGCCGUGGUCAAGGCCGCUGCUCUGGAGGCCGGGGCGUUGGGGUGCACCAUCAGCGGAGCCGGCCCAACCGCUGUGGCUGUCAUCCAAGGGGACGAGAAGGGGGAGCAGAUUGCGAGGAGGAUGAUUGACGCCUUCUGGUUGGCAGGAAAGCUCAAAGCAACAGCCACCGUCGCCCAGCUCGAUAGAGCCGGUGCCAGGGUUAUCGCCACUUCUAGAUUGAAGUAGAAAGGGAGUAAAAUGGUGUCAAGGAAAUCCUGAGAAGAAUUGGGAGUACAAUCAAAUCUUGGAAGAUCCUUUGCAUGGACAAACUCAGCUCUUCUAAACGAGAACUUGCUACUUCUGGACCAUCAUCGUGGGGAGCUCCUAAGGAUUGCCUGGACCUGAAUCUUCUGCUGUUGGGUGCUGUCACUGGAAACCUGUCCAUGUGCCCAAUGGUGAAUCCUGUUGAUCGUUGGCGCCAGGAGAUUGCCUCUGAGGAACUCAUUGAGCGAGCACAUAUGCUUCAGUUCUAAAAACUGUAAGAUCGAGUUUCCUUUGUAGAUUUUCUUUCUGGUGUUUCUGCCUUCCUGUACUUAACAGACAAGCUCUGUCUGCUCAAAAAACCUGUCACACUUGUGGUUGCGUUUUUAAUGGAACCACAGCGCGUGGCCUCUUUAAUUCUAAAAAAAAUCGGUCCCGUUCUUAUCACCACGAGGAUAUAUUACCUGAGAAUGAAUGGGUUUGAUCCGUUCAGACCAUAGAAUUCAAGAGAGGAGACAGAGUGGUUCAUGCGGUGACGUCCAAUCAAGUGGAGUGCCCCCCAUGUGUAUCAGCGCAGGGGUGACUGUCACUGCAUGCCGCACAGUCGUGAAUGGGGGUGACUGAAUGGCGGUGACGCUACUCUUGGAGAAGUUCGCGUGAAGGCCCGCUGCAGCCCAAAAAGCUAGCAGAAGCAGCUUGACUGUUGCAAUUUCGUUCUCGGCUGGACUGACGAACAGGACAACAUCGUUGGCAUAUAGGGAUAUGCGGUGCGGCAUGCGCUGAUGUCCAAUCUGGUGGAGUGCCCCAUGUAUCAGCAGUGAUGACAAGCUUGGCAGGCGCAUCCAUCACGAUGCCGAAGAAGAGAGGUGACAGGGCCACAGGGGGUCUCCCUGGUGAAGCCCGCGACGAUGAUGGAUGAGCUCGGUCAGGUGGCCAUUCACAAGGAUUCUUCUUGUUGCAGAAGAGAGUAGGACUGCAAUCAGGUUGCGCCAACGAAGAAUGAAACAACGGGUCUCGAGGACCUCAAGCAGAAAUUCCCAGGAGAUGUAGCGAAUGCCUUCUCAAACAUCCAGCUUAAAGGCGGGGAAAAACAAACACGUUUCAUUUUGGCCAAGCCAAUCGUAACAAAUAUAUUGCAUGUGAUUCAUCAAAGGAGAAUCAUUUGCCAUCUCCCACAAGUUGAGUUAACAGAAACCGUGCAAGCAUGGCUGCACAGGGAGCACAUGGCUUUUUUUUUUUUUUUGUAAGAGAUCUAUUCAUCAUGUCGAACAUAGUUCAUAUGUUCAGUGUGCGAUUAGGGGAGCUUAAAAUCGAAAAUACCGAAUGGAACCCGGGUACGGGCGAGGAUGAAAGUGCAGCCAAUCUAAGAGCAACACCUGUCAGACUACAUGUGUAUUUGGUAGCAGGUAUAUGAGGUAAGUGGUGUGUAUUUCUCUGCUCACCGACGCGUGACAUUGAUUGGCAUUAAAUCCCCUGCCCCGCAUCGCUCCUUCUCAUCUCUUCCUCCUCGCCAUCCAGCGCCUCCACCUUCCGCAGCCACCUCCCAUUUCUUCUCCUGUUCCGCACCGUGGAACUGGCGGCCGGAGUGCUCGCGGCGUGAAGGAGAAGACGAUCUGGCGGCAGGAGGCCCGCGGCGGGGCGCAGCGGCCGUCAACGGUGAGUCGCCGCGUCCAGAUACUCACCGGCACGCGCGCCCUCGAGCUCCAGCGCGCCUCCCGGCCGGCGUUGAUGCCAACCAUGGCGGCUGUUCGGCGGUGCGCGCUAGCUCGGGCGAAGGAAGAGGAGGAUUUCCUGGCCGAGCUAACUCGGGUGGCGGGGGGCUCCGGCGGGGCGCAGUUUUCCGAGUCAAGGCGGCGCGUGGCAGCGGUGGGGGCAGCACCGGCUCCGUCUUCAUCAGCCGAGAGGCCCCCGCGACAGCGGCUGUUCCGGCCCGUGCCGAAGCCGGCUUUCAAUCUGUACAGCCCCUGCAAUCUCCUUCAAUUUCUUUCGAUUUUGUCUCAGUGGUACUGUGUAUCUGCUAAAGGGUACCUGUUAUUUUCUUUGAUCUCAAUCCGAUCUGAUCUGAUAAAGGGAACCUGUUAUUUUCUUCCAAUCCAAA
This is a messenger RNA of Lolium perenne, 3247 nucleotides long. Its product is annotated as homoserine kinase-like. The record is from RefSeq and is a predicted model, not a curated record. Gene Ontology annotation, molecular function: homoserine kinase activity; ATP binding. Gene Ontology annotation, biological process: L-threonine metabolic process. NCBI's taxonomy places the organism in Eukaryota, Viridiplantae, Streptophyta, Magnoliopsida, Poales, Poaceae.